GAUUGUGUUUUCGUUUUUCUGUGGUCACGGAAGGGAAAUUACUCUCCUGUAAUGUUGUUUAUAUCCGUGGUUUACACAAUGUUGGUAUUACAAAUAAUACCAACUGUUGGUAUUAACGUGUGUUAUAAUACUGGCUCUCGUGGAACAAAGCAGAUUGUGACAAUGCCUGAAUUGACUGAAUUAGACAGAGCCACAGCAUCAAUGACUGAGAAUAGAGGAGAUGGUUCAGGAUCGGGCACCGAAUCUGAUUCAGAUGACACAAUACCGGAGCUUGAGGAGCCUGGAACUGGCCAGACUUCUGGUGUGUUCCCAGGAGCUACUGCAGCCGGAUUGCCCAUGGAUAUGGUCAGCAAAGCUAAGCAGAGUAGUGGUGAGAAGAAAGCCCGCAAGAUUAUGUCAAAGUUAGGACUUAAACCAGUGCAAGGUGUGAGUAGGGUCACAAUUCGCAAGUCCAAAAACAUUUUGUUUGUUAUAAACAAACCUGAUGUUUACAAGAACCCAGCAUCAGACACAUAUAUAGUGUUUGGAGAAGCCAAGAUUGAAGACUUGAAUCAACAAGCGCAGGUGGCAGCUGCAGAGAAAUUUAAGGCUCCAGAAGUUUCACAAGCAGCUGAGGCAGGAGGCAGCACAGCGGUUGUUGCACCAAUCCAGGAAGAAUCAGAGGAGGAGGAUGUUGAUGAAACUGGUGUUGAGGAGAAAGAUGUGGAUCUCGUAAUGUCACAGGCAAACGUUAGCCGUGGAAAGGCCAUAAAGGCUCUUAAAAACAACCAGAAUGACAUUGUCAAUGCUAUUAUGGCUGGAUAAAAAGUAAUGGCAGACAAGAUUUAGCCCAUGAGCUAUGGGUUUUCCAUGCCAGGCAUAGACUAGUGGAACCUGCUGGAACCUGUCCUUAUGAAGUCAGCAGCUUAUGAAAGGAAAAUUGAAAGACUCUAUAGAUUGACUUUAACAUUUCUUGCCAUUUUGAAGGACAAGGCAAAAUACCAUCGGCUGUUAUGUGUGUUAUUGCUUGCGUGCAGUGAUUGUGUUUAGAACGAUCCCAUAACAUAGGAUGUGAUU
Molecule: messenger RNA, 1056 nt
Organism: Zootermopsis nevadensis
Lineage: Eukaryota; Metazoa; Arthropoda; Insecta; Blattodea; Termopsidae
Source: RefSeq, a predicted model, not a curated record